This is a messenger RNA of Pochonia chlamydosporia 170, 2775 nucleotides long. Its product is annotated as aminotransferase. NCBI's taxonomy places the organism in Eukaryota, Fungi, Ascomycota, Sordariomycetes, Hypocreales, Clavicipitaceae. The transcript has 5 exons. The record is from RefSeq and is a predicted model, not a curated record. Gene Ontology annotation, molecular function: aspartic-type endopeptidase activity; pyridoxal phosphate binding. Bases 1 to 2775 code for a protein of 924 amino acids. Gene Ontology annotation, biological process: biosynthetic process; proteolysis.
AUGGUACAAUUCGAACGCUUUGAGGUGGAACAAUGGAUGGAUGAGUACGAGACCACGCCGAACGUAUUAAAUGUUGCGGAAACAUGCUGCUCCUCAAUUUCGAUAGAUGACCUAUCUGGUCUUUCUGACGACAAGGAGAAGCCCGCACAAGUUCCGACAUCUCACAGGCUUACCUACGGGUCGAUUCGGGGAUCACUAGCCUUGAGGCAGAAAGUCGCGCAACUUUGUGGUGAUGCCAAUCGGCAUGAGCUGAAUGCGGAUAAUGUCAUUAUCACGCAGGGUGCGAUAAACGCCAACUUCCUCGUUUUGUAUAGUCUGCUCGGACCAGGGGACCAUGUGGUGUGCGUUUAUCCAACAUAUCAACAGCUGUAUUCCGUUCCAGCUAGCCUCGGGGCCGACGUGUCCUUAUGGAAGCUACGAUCAAACUCACGCUAUAUUCCUGAUGUCGGCGAGCUGCGUAUGCUAAUAAGGCACAACACGAAGAUGAUCAUCAUCAAUAACCCGAAUAACCCAACUGGGGCAGUAAUUCCCACCGUGGCAUUGGAGGGCAUUGCGGAACUAGCACGGGAGAAGAACAUUAUUCUGCUAUCGGACGAAGUAUACCGACCUUUGUUUCACGAUGGGCAUAGGGGUCCCAACUCACCUCCUCCAGCUACCGCCUUGGACUACGAGAGAAUCAUUGUUACUGGGUCCAUGUCGAAGGCAUUUGCUCUGGCAGGAAUACGGAUUGGCUGGGCCGCCUCCAGGGACCAAACUAUAAUGCAGACUCUUGCCGCUGCUCGAGACUACACAACCAUCAGCGUUUCUCAACUAGACGAUUACAUUGCCAGCUAUGCACUGUCGCUGCCGGUCAAAGACCGCCUACUACAGCGUAAUAUUGCACUGGCGUCGAGAAACCUUUCCAUAUUAAAGGAAUUUAUCGACAAUCAUAGUGAUAUUUGCUCUUGGGAACAACCCUUUGCAGGAACCACAGCUUUCAUUCAGUUUUGGGCUCACGGCCGACCAGUCGAUGAUGUAUCAUUUUGCAAAGAUCUCUUAAAACAAACUCAGGUUCUGUUUUGCCCCGGUUCGCUGUGCUUCGGUGGUGGCAAAGACUUUGCUGGGUUUGUUCGAGUCGGAUACGUUUGUGAGACCGCUGUGCUCCAGGAAGCAUUGAAGAAACUAGACAAGUAUAGGCUUGGCCUGGAACUCAAGCAAGCCCACCUCACUAGCCAGUUGAUGACGACGCUUCCGGCACUUGACUUCCCGAACGACGAAGGCUUCAUGGCCGGUCUCGCCGGCCGGGUCGAUGUCGCUAAAGAUCUUCGAGCGGAUUCCUUUCCGGAUUGUAAUCUUGUUCCAGAGUCCUCUGCCGUCCCGACGGCCACGCUCAUAGCCACCGUAAUUGGACAGGUGGUACAAUGGGAUAUUCAGAAAACCCAGCAAGCAAACCUUUAUCGUCGCUCUGGACCGACACUUCAAUCAGAUGUAUCUAAUGAGAAAACUCAAGGCGGAUAUUUUGCGACUGUUCAGAUUGGAACGCCUGGCCAAAAGCUUUCCCUACAGCUCGAUACUGGAAGCAGCGAUGUUUGGGUACCUUCUAACGAAGCCGAGGUCUGCUUGGACAAAUCCCGAGGCGGAUGUCCUCUGGGCUCUUUUAACCCUAGACAAUCUAGUACUUUCGACAUCAUCGUACGAAACGGUUUCGACAUAUCCUACCAGGAUAAUAGUUCCUCAAAAGGCGACUACUUUGCUGACAAGUUCGAGCUCGGCCCAUCAUCGAUAGAUAAUUUUACUAUGGGUCUGGGAAAGAACACGGAUGUGCCCUUUGGCUUGAUUGGCGUGGGCUAUGCGAACAACGAGGCAUCCACCGAAACUGCAAAUGCAAUAUACCCGAACUUGCCGAUAGCCAUGCAAGAGGCUGGCAUUAUCAACUCUGUGGCUUAUAGCUUAUGGCUAAACGAUUUGGAUGCCAGUACCGGAAACAUUCUGUUUGGUGGCAUUGAUACCGAGAAGUACGUUGGAAAUUUGACUAGACUCCCAGUACUCUCUCAAAAUCGGCAAUUCACCCACUUUGUCGUUUCUAUGUUCUCCCUAGAAGCAAGUAGUCCUAGUGGCAGCGACAUAUUGACAUCAAAGGAGCUACCCUUGGGAGUGGUCCUCGACUCGGGCACAACUCUCACCUACUUACCUCCGGAUAUGGCCACUCAGGUGUGGAAGGAAGUUGGAGCAACAUAUGACGAUGUUACUUUCAAAGCGGCUAUCCUACCAUGUUCCUAUGCAAAUCAUGCUGGUUACUUCUCUUUCCUUUUCUCUGGACCUGCUGGCCCACGCAUCAAUGUCACCAUGGACGAACUUGUCUUGCCUUUGACAACGGGAGAACCACCAAGAUUUUCUGAUGGUCCUCACAGAGGCCAGGCCAUUUGCGAAUUUGGCAUUCAAAGCUCAUCCGACACGCCAUGGCUUCUAGGCGACACGUUUCUACGUUCUGCCUAUGUAGUCUAUGAUUUAAUCAACAAUGAAGUGGGCAUGGCGCCCACUGACUUCAACUCCACAAAAUCAAAUGUCAUAGCAUUUGCGAGCAAAGGGGCAACUAUUCCUUCGGCGACUCCAGUAAAUAACGGUACUCAAUCCGAUACACAGCCCCAGCCAACUCAAACCGGACAAUCUGCCGCGAAAGGAUUUCAAGCAGGCAAUGUGGGUAGCCAACUGGAGCCUAUGUCGGUGGAUGGGCUGAUGCUCGUCAGCAUGGCUGUUGCUAUACUUUUGAUGGAUGUGUUAGCAUAUUUUGACUGA